Molecule: messenger RNA, 6824 nt
Organism: Branchiostoma belcheri (Belcher's lancelet)
Lineage: Eukaryota; Metazoa; Chordata; Leptocardii; Amphioxiformes; Branchiostomatidae
Exons: 15
Coding region: 201-3833 (1210 amino acids)
Source: RefSeq, a predicted model, not a curated record
CAUAAUCGAACACUUUUUAGUUUUCGUUCAUAGAGUCUGUUGUGAUAAACAGCCUUAAUUUCAAUCAACUUCACCCGAUCAUCAACUAGACAGCGUUGGAGGAACCACUCGGCUUUUCGGAGGCCAAACAGAUGCAGGUCACAGCAGGGGCAUAACCAAAAUGAUUGGUGAGAAGUGACGCAAGACCAUCAGUGGAGAACAUGAGCUUGAAAGACCAACGCAACAGCGAGGGCUACAAAAACUGGCUGAGGGUGGGGCUAGCCCUGUUGGCCACCCGGGAUGGUCUCACUAGUGUCACCUUGCGAGCGGCGAAGGAACUGCAUGCGGAGGUCAAAGCCAAGCUUGGGGACAGUGUGGAAAACUGCACUUGUAACCCAAAGAAAAAACAAGAAUGUAAGGAUUGCAAGCCUUGGCGACAGGAGUUGGCAAACUACUACAAAGGCGCCAAGAGUCAGAUUUACUGGACUAACUGUACCCCCAACAAAUGGAGCAAGGAACCAUGGGAGGUGGCAAAAGUGUUCAUGCCCAGAGGCCAAAACACAGACAACACGGGCCCUAAAAAAUCAGAUACCUCAGCACUCUUGAACUUCAUUGUACACUGCAAAUUUUGCAACAAGUACAUCAGCACUAAGGCCUCGCAAAAGGUCAUAGAAGUCCGCAAUCGCGCCAUGCAUUCUGCAGACCUGACUUUCAGCCAGCAGGAAUUCCAAGAUCACAUGGCUGCAGUUCUGAGUCUGAUGCGUGAUACACAAAUAAAAUCCGAUCCAGCUGCACAGAAGGCUGCAGACGAGAUUAGUAAGAUCCAGACAGAUGACUUUCACAUCGGUGCCGACAAAGCUUGCCAUGAUGCAGAGGUACAAGUGUUCACAGACCUCAUGGAGAACUUGAAGAAGUCGCUCGAGCUUCAGGAGAAAGAGUUGGGGGAUCACGCGACCCGCCUGGAUGCUCUGGAGCAAGGGAGGACGACAGAGGAAAAGGUUUCAUCAAAGACCGUGAACUCCAUCUUGGACAUGGUAAAUGGCAACGCGGACUUGCAGAGCGUCCUACAAGUCCAAGCAUCAGAGCUGUCCACCGUGUUACAGCAGUACCAGAGCAGGUUGGUUAAGGUGGAGGGGGACAUUGCGGACGUCAAAGCUGAGGUGAGUCACCUGGACAAAACUAUGACUAAACAAAUGGCACAACUGGAAGACAUCACCACACGCACCCAAGAUGAAAUCAGUGACGUGAGGGCUAAAAUUGGGGACGUCAAGACUUCUGUUGAUGACGUGAAGGAAGACUUGACGAAAGUCAAACAAAAGCUGCUAGAAGCACCACCUGGGAGCCCCAAGUUCACACCAGGUGCCAGUAUCAGUUACAAGAACACAUUGCAAGAGUACCUGGACAAGGAGAAACUGCCAAAAGCAAAGUACAAGAGGCUGGAAGGUGAAGGAUCGAAUGCAGGACAGCCUCCCUUCACAUUCAGGGUUGUACUGCAAUACAAAAACGCCCUCUUCCGGCCGGAUGGCCAGUUUGCAUCCAAGAAAGUCGCCACUCAAAAAGCCUGUGAGCUAGCCUUGCAGAGGUUGGGACAGUCACACGUGACAAAUGAUCCAACACAUUUUAGAGCGGAGCUUCAGGAGUACCUACGAAAACAAAGUCAAGACCAACCGGAAAUCAACUAUACGCAGGAUGACAUGGGUUUCUACGCUGAAGUCAGGCUGACCGGUACAGCAGAAUUUCCUCCAGGAGACACGAGUACCACUCGGAAAGAAGCUGAGCAAAAUGCUGCAGAGAAAGCCCUACUUGCCUUAGGCGUGCAGCUGCCAGCUGUGUCCAUGCGCCCCAGACAGGCCAGUCCUGUACACGGAACAAAGGCAUCUAACAAAGACGACACCAAAGCAACAAGUGAAAGUAGGACAGUGAUUACCAAAGACAGUACAGACUACAAGGCCAUCCUGAAAGAACACGUGAAGAAGCAGAAGCUUCCAGAUCCGUUUUACAAAACCACUCCAGAUGGCGAGAUCUACCUGUCAACUGUCACCUUCCAGACAACAGCCGCCUAUCAAACCACCGAGCCUGCCAAAGGCAAGAAAGAAGCCGAACAGAACGCAGCAAACGCGGUGGUUCGGAUGUUGGGCGCCCCUUUCAGGGAUGCAAACUACAAAGGUGCUCUGCAGGAGUUCCUCACCUCCAUGUUUGAUUCGUCCAACGUUCCAACCUACCACACCUAUAAGUGUGAGGAUUGUUAUAUCAGCGUUGUGCGCAGUGUGGCCAUCACAGAAGCAUGUACUUUCAAAGUCACUACACCUAAGGAUCCACAAAACGCCCCCGAUCUUCAAACAACUCUUUCUUCAGGGGGUGUAGUGAAAUUGGCAGAGCAGAAAGUUGCAAAAUUUGCCUUGGAUAUUUUGGGACUGCCCUUUGAAGCAUCCAAACAGACAGGCGCUAUACCAAAGAUGCAGGGGUCUAAAAUUGACAGCCUGGCGAAACCAAUGACAAAGGAAGAUUCAAAUGCACAUAAAGCCACCUCCGCUGUGAACACGGAUCCGGCUAAGACCCUGUCAAAUUCUGCUGCUUCAAAUUCUGUGACUUAUGUGGAAGCUGAUAGUUCCUCCUCACAGAAAAACGUUGGAAGAGUAGCAACAGGUAGUAAGAACAGUACGGCGUAUACGAAUAUUCUACAAAAACAUGUGCAAGAUCAAAAAUUCGCAUCUCCCAGAUACAAAGAUUUUGAAGAAGGCGGCACCACCCUGUCAUCUGUUAGCUUCAAGACAAGAGGUGCCUACCAAACCAAGGAACCUGCGAAGAGCAAGAAAGAAGCCGAGCAAAAUGCAGCAAAAGCAGUGAUUGAGAUGUUGCCGCAUGUUACAGCAAAGGGUACCAACUACAAGGGUACUUUGCAGGAGUAUGUCACUAAAGAGAACCCAUCCGGCGUCCCCACGUACUAUACAUACAAGCUCCAAGGUGGUUAUAUCAGUGUUGUACGCUGUCAUGUCAUCACUGAGCCAUGCAGCUUCAAUCUUGUUACACCUGACAGUGCUAAAGACGAACUUCAGGGACAAGCGACAUCUCUUUCUCAAGGGAGUGUGCGUGAAGAAGCGAAACAGAACGUCGCCAAGUUUGCAUUGUAUGUCUUGGGGAUCCUCACAGAAGCAACCCAAACAGCAAUGGCAGAUACCGCACCAGAAGCCAAGGGGUCAGGCAAGGAAGAGAAAGAAGUUGCCAGUGUACAAGCUAAGACCAAAAGUCCCAAAGGACUAGAGUCAGCCUCAACCAUAGCAUCGGGGACAGAAGCAUCUACCAGGAAGGCUCCUACUGCUAGUAACCCCAGUGUCACAAACAAGCAUGGUCCCCAAUUACAGAAUGAAGAUAAACCAGCAACAGCGACGGAAAGUGCCGACAGAAAUUACAAGGCUAUCCUACAGCAACACGUGCAGAAACAGCGCUUGCCUCCGCCCAAAUACCAUGACACCCCAACAGAUGACAAAACCUUCCUUUCAACAGUGAGCUUCAAAACAGCAGGCGCAUAUCAGACUGUCAAUGCCACCACAACUAAGAAAGAUUCUGAACAAAACGCUGCAAAAUCGGUGAUUGACCUACUGAAAAUUCCUUCGGGUGACACCAUCAACUACAAGGGCUCUCUACAGCAACAUGCCGUGAAAUUAGAUAGCAGCGACAUCCCGAAGUAUCAGACAUAUGACUGUGAUGGUGGAUUUAAAACCGUUGUAACCUGUGGUGCUAUUACUGAAGCAACGAGUCUUGAAGUUGCUUCAGAAGCAUGUAACAGCAAGAAAGAAGCACAACAGUGUGCCGCGCGCAGAGCAGUAGAAUUGCUCGACAUACCAUUGCAAUGAGUAGGGCAGAGAAAUGGCCAUGGUGUUAACAGUGCCUUACACAUACAGAUCAUCUUUGCAAUGUUUUGCAAUGAUGAUCCGAAAACAGUAAUGUGUCUCGUGUUGGAAUUACACUCAUUUACUGUCAGAAGUCUAUGUUUAAACUUUCCGACAAAUUUUAACUCAAUAUUCUACAUUGGCAAAUAUACCCUUGAAAGGUGGAGAGAUAAUUUGUAAUCAGAGGGAUGAACAGUGCAAUUUUAAGACCCAAGUGCUUCUUAUUAUCAUUAGAUAGGAAAAUAUUGAUUUUUUUAAAAAUAUUUUAAUUCAGAUAGUAAUGAAACUAUUAUAAAAUGGACUAGUGUGAUGAAUUUUUAAUUACAAAAAUGCAUGAAAUAUCUUAUUCAGGAUGUUCUUUGUCAAACAGCACUAGGGCUUUCAAAAAUAACUGUAGGGAUACUCCAGACUCAUCUGCACCUGAGAUAUCCUUUUAAAAUGUAUGGAUUAAAUCAAUGUUUUAGUUGAGAAGACUUGUCUUUUGAUUGUUCACAUGCAAGGCUAAGAAAUCAAGCUAUUUCACUGCUGAAAGUUGUUUGUUCCCAGUUACCUUUUCACAGAUCCCAUUGCAUGCUGGGAGACACUGGGCGCUAUGGGUAGCGCAGGAGGCAAAUAUCAUGUCAAUCAUAACACUGCAAUCAAUACAGUACGCAUGUGCAGCAUGGAGUUAGGGUGAGGAUAUUGUUUGUCCCUAUGUUUACCCAUGGUGCUUUGUGACUCCCAGCAUGCAAUGGGAUCCAAAAGAUGUUGUACUUUUCUAUAUUGAGUCGCCAGUAAUCAGCCCAUACUGACUUCAUUAAUCAUACCAUUUAUUGCACAAAUAUCACAUACCACUGUUCUACUAUUACAUGUACCUUGACUAUCCAAUCACAAACAUCUAGAGCAGCACAUGGCUCAGAGCUAUAAACUUCUUAAUAAACAUCAAUCAUUAACCUUUCUUCAAGUUCUUCAAUAAUUAUUUGAUGUUCUUUUGACUAUCUUUGGAUAUUAUUUAUAAUGUGUACAUCUCGAGUUCUCGUGGUUCUAUAGUAGGUACCAUCUUCAAAAUACAUCAUUAAACAGAAAACAAAUGUAAUAGCCUUUCCAUGGUACACACUUUACUAUAGUUGGUUACAAUGUACACAGCACUAUUUUCUCAAUGUUUAGUCAGUAUACAGUAUUGCUUAAUGACAGAUCUUGCAGAUGGUACCACUAUAAACCUUAAAUACUACACUCACUGAUCCAAAGAAGAUUUUCUAAGUAUACCUUCUCCCCUAAUGACUAAUUCUAAGGUCGACAUCAUGUUUAAACCACAAAAUACAUGCAAAUACGACCUACACCAAAGCCCCUAUUCCAACAGUUUGUGCUUUGUUUGUUUUCUUAGUGAUAUACUCGGUGUUCACUAUCUCUAUAAAUUACAGAAUUGGCAGUUGCUUCAUCCAUAUUGAAUAGAUCGAGUUUAGCCUUUUAAUUCCUUCUGUCUAACAAUUAACAUCUGUUAUUUUACUCAUUACAAUGUACGGUUUUCAUCUGUUGUUUUUUAAGAUUAGGACUUAAACUAUUUUGGUUGUUAAUCUUAACACGGAACGUUGUGUCACAAUUUUGUUCUAUAUACAACAUAGUCUUUUAGAAGGAAUGAUGUUUACAUCUAUGACCAAUGCCACAAUGGUUACAUUACAAAUUUUUCACAAAGCAGGGCCCAAAAUACAUGUCUCUUUUCUGCAUACCCUUGCUGGUGCAGGUAACAUUGAAAAUUACCUGCACCAGGCAAUGCUACCUGCACCACAAGUUUAGAACUGUGGGUCACACUGGAUACUGCUUACAAACAAUAUCCUUUCUUCAUACAGCAUUUUAUAAGCGUUUACAUUCAGUACAGCAAAUGCCCACAUGUGUAAUAUAUACAUGUACCCAGUACAUGGAGCAGUGCAGGUUAGGUGUAGGUAGACUGCACAUCUCCAAUUUUACUAAUACUGUAUAUGGGUGGUAUUUUGAGCCCUGUAACGGAAAGUCAAAAUGGAUUACAUCAAACUAUUUUCAAUGUUCACUGCUAUAUUUCCGAUGUGAAAGCUACAUAUGGGACACAGUAAGUGACCAGGAAUUAUUGUUUCACCAAUUUUCUGAUUGUUAACUUUGAUAGACACAAUCAAUGUUCUUGACUCAACAUACAUCUAACAUGUUACAUUGUACUUCAAAUUAUCCUUAAACAGAAUUGAGUUACAGGUAAGAGAGGAAUGGUGCAGAAGAACAGUGGAGUAGAAACAAGAGGGUCAACAAUACAGGAAAAUGGCAUGAGGUGUGUUUAUGUGAGAUGUAAUACAGAACUCUGGUGGUUAAGGGAAAAAUUUAACAACAUGAAUGGUAGUUAGUUAUGCUUCGUCAACUAUUUGCAUCCAUCUGGUAAACUUCGACAUUUUUUAUAUACUAUAUGUUUUUCUAAGAAUGAAAAUCUUGACAGCCUGUAAGAAUGAUGUCUUUCUUAAGUUGUCUGUUCUGAAAAGAUUCAUGGUUUAGUUUCUUGGUUCACACAUAGGCCAAGACUACAUGUGACUUUAAAAAAGGAAAGACAAAAGAAGAAGUUAACGUUUCAAGGUAGGGAAGAGAGGAAACAGAAAAAAGGAAGAAAUUUACUACUUAAUAAGUACAAUAAUUUUUGACAUAUUUACAAAACCAAUUUGAACCAAUGAACAUAAUAUAUACAUUUAACCCUGAUGUCUACAAUAAGCCAUAUCACAGUUCCAGUAUCAUAGGGGAUUGUGGGUAAGGUCAUAGGUUAAGGCCCAUCAGAAGUACAAUGUAGACAAUCCUCCAUGUGAAAAUGUUGCAAACAUGUCAGACAGAGAAUUGUAUACAAGUAUGGGCACUUCAAUUUUACCUUAGACCAAAGUGCAUCAUGGAUGCAUAUGCACACUCAGAACUGUGACAUACCUUAUUAGAACUAAAAAACUAACUUAAAGAUCAAAUGUAUGUAGUAACAAA